CUCUGAGAAGGAGAGACAAAGGGACUAGAAGUAAACCGAGAUAAACCCAACCAGAAUCUGAAUUCCCCCUUUUCUUCCAUCGCCACAUCAUCAAAUUGGGAUGACCCACUGCACAUCUGCCUUCUCAAAACUCAAAUGCUAGCACCGGCCCAUCAGCAAGCAAUUGAGCGCGAGAACGGAUACUAGUGGUUGUGGUUGGUGUUGUUCCACUUUCCUCUGCUUUGCUCGCCAACUGUUUGAAGAAUGGCCGAGCUGAAUCUUUGAAGAAUCUGGGCUUUUGGGGUAGCUGCAAAAGAUUGUUGCUUUUUCAUAUUUUGUGAAGGAUGGCCACUGUGGCGAAGAAGGGCAGCGGAGGAAUUGAGAAGAGGAGAGAUGGGUCUGACUCCGCUGCUGUCAGCAGUAGCAACUGUGGGGAGUUGAGCUCCGAGGGAAGACGGAGCACUGCUGGGCCGUGUGGUUCUCCUUCCUCUAAAGGUCCUUUGGGUUGGCCGAUAAAGAAAGCCGGAGAGAGGAAGAGCAUGUUGUCAUCCGGCGGUGCCGUUGGAGGAGAUGAGGAAAAUGGUGGUUGGUUAGAGGAUUCGAAGUUACACAAGCUCAACUCGAGGAAUUCUGAUGCGGAUUUGAUGAAGGAGAGGUUCGCAAAAUUGUUGCUCGGAGAAGACAUGUCAGGUUCUGGGAGAGGGGUUUGCACAGCUAUGGCUAUCUCCAAUGCUAUUACCAAUCUCUGUGCUACUGUGUUUGGGCAACUGUGGAGGCUUGAGCCAAUCUCUCCUGAGAAGAAGUCAUUGUGGAGAAGGGAGAUCGAAUUGCUUCUCUGUGUUGCCAAUCACAUAGUAGAGUUAAUUCCUGCUUGGCAAACUUAUGCCGACGGCAGUAAGCUCGAGGUCAUGACUUGCAGACCCAGAUCAGACCUUUUCAUCAAUCUCCCAGCACUAAGGAAGCUUGACAACAUGCUUCUUGAAGUGUUAGAUAGUUUCACCGACAUGGAGUUCUGGUAUGUUGAUCAAGGGAUUGUAGCUUCAGAUGCGGAUGGCUCAGCUUCCUUUCGGAAAGCUAUUCAACGGCAAGAGGAGAAAUGGUGGCUACCGGUGCCACGAGUCCCUGCUGAAGGUCUAAGUGAAAACUCAAGAAAGCAGUUGAACCACACUCGUGAGUGCACAAAUCAGAUACUCAAAGCUGCCAUGGCGAUCAACGCCACUGCUUUAAUCGAAAUGGAUGUUCCUGACUCUUUCUUGGAAUCCCUUCCCAAGAAUGGGAGAGCUUGUCUUGGAGACUUCGUAUAUCGAUACAUAACUUCAGAUCAGUUCUAUGCUGAUUGCCUACUCGACUGCCUCGACCUUUCUUCCGAACAUGUCGCUUUGGACCUCGCGAACCGGGUUGAAUCUGCAGUUUAUGUAUGGCGACGAAGAGCUCAUCACCCGAAACCGCCCACACUCCAAAACCGGUCUACUAACAGGACGUCAUGGGAGAUGAUGAAGGACUUGAUGAUCGAUGGUGACAAUAAGAGGGAAAUAUUUUCAGAAAGAGCAGAAAGCCUCUUGCUUUCGUUGAAGCAGCGGUUUCCCAAUCUAACUCAGACUACACUAGACACCAGCAAAAUCCAGUUCAACAAGGAUGUGGGGAAAUCCAUUCUUGAGAGCUACUCAAGAGUACUGGAGAGCUUGGCAUUCAACAUCAUCGCACGCAUCGACGACUUGCUAUACGUCGAUGAUCUGACCAAAUGCUCGGACAACAAACUCUCAUCGGUCGCAACAGUCAGUGUGAUUGCACACAAGAAGAAGCUCUCAAUCCCAUUCUCUGUAGGCACUCCCUACAAAGCAAGUUUCAGCAGCACGCCCAGCUUUUCCCCUGCCGCUGCUCCCCUUAUCAGCCCUGCAAGAGGGGAAAGAACUCCGUUCGUGAACACCACCAACACCAUCGCCGCCACUACCAACGUGAAUCGGAAUCUUCGCCGUGGUUUUGGUGUGAAGAGGGCGUUGACGAAUUAUCUGGGCGUUGACUCGAAAUCAAAAGUCUGCGGCAUCCCAACUGACGCGUCGUGCGUAGAUCGGAGAUCCCACGAGAACAACUCCAUGGCUCGCCAGAAUGAGAACAAGCCACUGCAGAAUGUUGUUGCAUCUUGAGUUCUUUCUGGUAUACGCUUUGGGGUUAGGAUUGUGUUCAUUGUAGGAAAUUUGCUCGAGUUCGUUGUAUUAGGUGUUAUAUUGAAUACGAUUACCAUUGUAUGAACUUUCAUUCAUUUGUUUUACGAGUAUCUUUCUUCUUCUUCUUCUACUUCGCUCAUAUGCAAAACAGAAACUGCAAGUCUGCAACCUUAGGAGCAACGAGGUAUUCGUCAUUCAGUUCAUAAAAAGAAAGGUGGGGCAUUCCG
Molecule: messenger RNA, 2371 nt
Organism: Linum trigynum
Lineage: Eukaryota; Viridiplantae; Streptophyta; Magnoliopsida; Malpighiales; Linaceae
Source: the annotation of a GenBank genome assembly